Trichoderma virens Gv29-8 is the source of this 3516-nucleotide messenger RNA. RefSeq lists its product as uncharacterized. Gene Ontology annotation, molecular function: protein binding; catalytic activity. The record is from RefSeq and is a predicted model, not a curated record. Gene Ontology annotation, biological process: nucleoside metabolic process. Bases 1 to 3516 code for a protein of 1171 amino acids. Lineage: Eukaryota; Fungi; Ascomycota; Sordariomycetes; Hypocreales; Hypocreaceae. The transcript has 5 exons.
AUGCCUUUCAAGUCACUCAGCCACAAGGACUAUACUGUAGCAUGGAUCUGUGCGCUACCGAAAGAGCGAGCAGCAGCCCAUGCUAUGCUGGAUGAAGAACAUGAAUCCCUUUCGCAACCUGACCGCGAUCAGAACACUUAUACCCUUGGGUCUAUCGGCAACCACAAUAUUGUUAUAGCCUGUCUUCCCAGUGGUGAUAUUGGGAAUAAUGCGGCGGCAAAUACUGUCACCCAGAUGAUCAAUACAUUCCCAUCCAUCAAGUUUGGUCUUAUGGUUGGGAUUGGUGCUGGUAUCCCCUCUCGGGUCAGGCUUGGUGAUAUUGUUGUGAGCAAGCCAAGUGGAACAUUCACGGGAGUUGUUCAGUGGGAUCUCGGAAAAUCGGAAAAGCCCGGAUUUAAGAGGACUGGAGCAUUGGAUCGCCCCCCGAAAGUCCUCCUCACAGCCUUGGCUAAGCUGGAGGCUUUUCAUGAUAUGCACGAUUCUCAGAUUCCCAAGUAUCUGCAAGAUAUGGCAGACAAGUAUCCUAAGUUGGUGGCUAAAUAUACAUGGUCCCCUCGACUGAGAGACCCAAUGCUCGAACUAGACAUACCAAAAGCAAAUCUAGGUAUGGAUAUUCACUAUGGAUUGAUUGCAUCUGGAAACCAGGUUAUCAAGAAUGGUAUCAUCCGAGAUCAGAUCAACCAGAGUCUGGGAGGCGAGGUUCUAUGUAUUGAGAUGGAAGCAGCAGGGUUAAUGAAUAAUUUCCCAUGCAUUAUUAUCAGAGGAAUCUGUGAUUAUGCAGAUGAACAAAAGAACAAUGAUUGGCAGGAAUAUGCUGCUGCUAUAGCGGCGGGAUUCACAAAGGAGUUUCUGCAGCAUGUACGCUCAGCAGACGUUGAUAGCGAGCGUCCUGUGAAGGAUGUCUUACAGAAAGGUUGGCCUACUUCCCAGUUUCAAGAGGGCGUGUCUGAUAUCCAGCGGCUUAUGGAUAAAGUUGAAGUGAGGAAGAUACUCGACUGGCUAACAACAGCGAAUUAUGGCCAGCAGCAUGAUAUGCAUUCGGCAACUCAUAAGGAAGGAACUGGCCGGUGGAUUCUUGAGACAGAUGAAUUCCAAUUCUGGUUUAAAAAUAGCAAGCAGAAAUUGCUAUGUCGAGGGAUGCCAGGAGCGGGAAAAACGAUCAUAACAUCAGUUGUAAUCGACUACUUGGUGGACAUGUCCAAGAGAGAUUCUGGAAUUGGCCUCGCUUAUAUUUAUUGCAGUUUCAAGCAACCAAAAAGCGAGCAGACAAUACAGAAUCUUCUUUCUAGCGUCCUAAAGCAGCUCGCGAGCGAUCGUCAGCCAUUCCCGGCUACCACGAGAAGGCUAUAUGAGCAACACCAAGCAAAGCAGACACAUGCGUCACAAGAGCAGCUUAUUUCAGAACUGGAGACUGUGAUAGGGCUUUAUUCACAUGUAUAUGUGAUUAUUGACGCUCUUGAUGAAUGCGACUUCAAACCAAUGCAUAGCUUUAUUGCCGAAAUCUUCAAUCUCCAGCAACAUUGCAACCUGAAUAUCUUUGCAACAUCGAGAUCCAUACCCGAAAUCACAAAGUGGUUUUCAAUAGUUGAAAGUUCAUUUCUAGAAAUCAGGGCGCGCCCAAGAGACAUCGCCACGUACCUGGAGGAUGAAAUGAAACAGUCUUCGACAAGUCUUAUUAAAAAUAACCUGAGUCUGCAGGAAGAUAUAAAACAAGAAAUUUCUCAAGCAGCUGAUGGGAUGUUUCUUCUAGCUCAAAUCUAUCUCAACUUGCUGCAAGACAAAAUAAACGUGAAGGAAAUUCGUGAAGAGUUGCAUGCUUUUAGGAGCGAUGCCCUAGGCCGAAAUGACGACGAAAAGAUAAAUGCGUUAACCCACGCAUACGACAAGGUCAUUAACAGGAUAAAUGAGCAGAGUGUGCAGAUGAAAGACUUUGCAAUGAAAGUAUUAUUAUGGGUUACUUUUGCAAAACGAGCUCUGACUACAUCCGAACUUCGGCACGGCUUGGCAACAAAGCAAGGAAUGAACGACUUGGAUCAUGAAGAUCUCCCAGACCUUGGUGAUAUAGGCCGUGUAUGUGUCGGCUUGGUGUCAGUUGAUCAGAAGAGCGGCAUCAUUCAACUGGUGCACUAUACGGCGCAAAAAUAUUUCGAGAACACGCAAUCACGUUGGUUUCCUGGGGCGGAUUCUGUUCUACUGGGAGCUUGCAUCACCUACCUCUCAUUCGAAGGCUUUGAAAGUGGCUUCUGCCAAUCGGACUCCGAGUUCGAAGAACGACAAACCAAGUAUCCCUUGUGUAACUACGCCGCUAGUAAUUGGGGGAACCAUGCGACGAAGGAUGAGAAGCCAAGCAAAGAAGUACUAGAAUUUCUCAAGAGUCCGGCUAAGGUUGAAGCGUCAGUCCAAGCACAGCUGGCCGUGAAGCAAUAUUCCUCUCACGCGGGUUAUAGUCAAGAGGUACCCAGGCGUGUAACCGCAUUGCACUUGGCAGCUCACUUUGGAUUGACUGAGCUGACAAGAGUUCUCCUCGAGGAUAAAUACAAAUACGGACCCAACUCUCGCGACAGUUACGAUCAGACACCUUUGUUGUGGGCCACCCGAAACGGCCAUGAAGAUGCUAUAAGCUUGUUACUAGAUGUACAAGCGGCUAUUGAAGUCAGAGACAGAGAACAAGGCGCUACGCCACUCAUUUGGGCUGCUCGAAACGGCUAUGUGAAUGUGGUUCGUCUUCUUAUAGAAAGAGGCGGUGACGUGAAUGCAAAGGACAAUUCUGAACGAACGCCACUAUCGCUCGCCGCCUUGUACAAACAUAAAGAUGGAGAGCAUAAAGAGACGCCGCUGAUAUGGGCUGCCAGAAAGGGCCAUAAAACCAUUGUCAAAAUGCUCUUGGACGCUGGUGCCGAUGUUAAUGUGAAAGAACAACACCUGGGAGAAACAGCACUAACACUGGCUAUUGAAAGCGGACAUGAAGAAACGAUUCAGGCUCUCCUGGACAAUGGGGCCAACAUUCAUCACAGGGAUCAUUUCGAUCAUACGCCCCUCUUCACUGCUACCUGGCAAGACAGCGAGAGUGUAAUGCAACUGCUUCUCGACAGGGGCGCUGAUGUGAGCGCGAGGAAUGAAGACGGUCAGACUCCCAUUUUCAACACCUGCGCAUUUGGGAAUGUGGAAUUAGUUAAGCUGCUGCUUGAUGCGGGCGCAGAUAUAGAUGUCAUGGAUGAAGAAGGCCGAACUCCUUUAUUCUUUGCAGCCGCUUUAGGUCAUCGAGAGGUUGUAUCACUACUACUCCAGAGAGACAUUGACGUCAAUUUGAGAGACAAAAAGGGUCGGACUGCUUUAUUCUCUGCCAUCGGAUCCGGCGAAAAAGACGUCGUGAAUCUGCUGCUGGGCACAAAUAGGGUGGAUAUUUACCAGGCAGAUGAACAUGGGACGAUGCCAAUUGAUUGGGCCAAGGAAAGAGGGAAUAGGGAUAUAAUCCAGUUGCUUCACCAUCAAAUGGGUUCGAGCCAGGUAGAAUGA